UGAGCGUGACUCGUUGAAUUCUAUCGUCGAAGUGUCUCUAAGAAAUAAGCAAGAUCAUUUACAUUGAGUUUACUUGAAAAUUACUAUUAUUUAUUAGUUAAUGAACUAAAAAUAAAGACUUGUGAUAUUUUCGAUAAGAAGUGGCAACAUUUUAAUAUUAAAAAGCGUGAUGUGAAUUGAAAAUAGUAAUAUUCCCGGACAUCAUAUAGUGUAAACAACAUGGCAAGUAAAUUGAGAAGUUAUUUUGCAAAAAAAGAAACUAGAGAUUACUUUAUGAGCACGCACUUUUGGGGUCCUUUUUGUAAUUGGACAAUACCAAUAGCAGCAAUAUCGGACACACAAAAAGAUCCAAAAUUCAUUAGCGGGACAAUGACAACAGCUCUUUCGUUUUAUUCAAUGGCAUUCUUGAGAUUUUCAGUAAAAGUUCAACCGAAGAAUAUGCUAUUGUUUGCUUGUCACGUUGUGAAUCUAAGUGCACAGUUGACACAAGGAUUCAGACUUUUGAAGUAUAAGUAUUCUUUAAAAUCGUCGUAGGAAACAAAGAAUAACAUAUUACUUCA
Messenger RNA from Trichogramma pretiosum, 560 nucleotides. Its product is annotated as mitochondrial pyruvate carrier 1-like. Gene Ontology annotation, cellular component: mitochondrial inner membrane. Bases 220 to 534 code for a protein of 104 amino acids. The record is from RefSeq and is a predicted model, not a curated record. Lineage: Eukaryota; Metazoa; Arthropoda; Insecta; Hymenoptera; Trichogrammatidae. Gene Ontology annotation, biological process: pyruvate import into mitochondria. The transcript is spliced from 3 exons.